This is a messenger RNA of Mizuhopecten yessoensis (Yesso scallop), 328 nucleotides long. RefSeq names its product gelation factor-like. The record is from RefSeq and is a predicted model, not a curated record. Gene Ontology annotation, molecular function: actin filament binding. The annotation marks the transcript as partial. The transcript has a single exon. Gene Ontology annotation, biological process: actin cytoskeleton organization. Lineage: Eukaryota; Metazoa; Mollusca; Bivalvia; Pectinida; Pectinidae.
AUGUCGCUUGUCAACAGGGCGUUAUCUCGGGAGGGGCAUGCCGCCAUGAGCAUGAGGGGGGAGUCGGACAGAUGGAUUACGAUUCAGAAAAACACGUUUACUAACUGGGUAAAUGAACAGCUGAGAGUCGGAGGGAAUACAAGAAUGGUAGAGGAUCUACAAACCGCUUUUGAGGAUGGAGUAUUGCUAUGUGCACUUAUUGAAUCUCUACAAGGGAAGAAAAUCGGACGGGUCAUAAAAAAACCAAUGAACCACCAUCAGAAUCUGGAGAACUGUACCCUGGCACUGGCGGCUAUUGCCAAUGAUAACGUGCGCCUUGUGAACAUAG